UUUCCAGCCAUUGAAUCGAUUAAAAUAUCUUCUACCUCUUUCCGAUCAGUUUAAGGCCUCUGAUGAAAUGCCGAAUUGAAGAAGAGGAAAAAUCAAGAUGAUAGGUGGUUUAUCCGUGUCUGAAUCCGCCAUAGAAGCUCUUUCUCUGAUAAAUUACACCCACAGUUCAUUCUUCCAUGGCGGGUCUUCAGUUUUGCGGGGAUCCGUCGCCGUAAUUGCGCCGAGGAGAAAGAAACAGAAGAUAAUUGCGACGAGAAGCGCUUUAAGUGAUGGCAGCGGCGUUGUCCUUGAUAAAGAGUUCGAUUUUGAGCCGUCGUUCGGUGAUUAUUUGAAAGCCAUGGAAUCCGUCAAAACCGACAGAGAUAAUAAUAAUAAUAACAACAACAACAAUAAUAAUAGCAAUAGCAAGUCUAUUAGUAACACUUCUAGGAAACAGAGGAUUGUGAAGAAAAAUGUUCGAGAAGAAGAAGAGAAUGGAGCUGACGUGGCAACUUCUGCUCGAAGAGAAUCGAGAAAGGGUGUUGUUUCCAACAAUGGUGCAUUUGUUCGAGAAGGUUCGAGAAAGGGUGAUUUUCGCGACGACGGAGUUUCGUUGGAGAAGUUCAAGAAGCAGGAUAAAAAUUUGAAGGCUUACACUGUGAAGAAAAAUGUUAGCAGGGAGAGUGAGUUCAUGGAUAUGGAAAGAGCUGCAUUCAAGUCGUUGGAUUACGAAGGUGUUAUCGACAAGCCACGAGUUUCAAAGGUUGACAUGGAUGAGAGAAUUCUGAAGCUUGCCAAAUGUUUGAAUGGUGCAGACAUUGACAUUCCCGAGUGGAAGUUCUCUGAAAUGAUGCGAAGUGCGCAAAUAAGAUUCUCCGAUCAUUCCACUUUGAGGAUUGUACAGAUAUUGGGUAAGUUGGGAAACUGGAGGAGGGUGCUUCAAGUCAUCGAAUGGAUUCAGGCUCGCGAGCGCUACAAAUCUCACAGGAUAAGACAUGUAUAUACUGCUGCUUUGGAUGCUCUUGGUAAAGCAAGGAGACCGGUCGAAGCUCUCAAUCUCUUUCACAGAAUGCUGGAUCAAAUGGAUUCGUAUCCUGAUAUUGUGGCUUAUCAUUGUAUUGCGGUCACUCUUGGACAAGCUGGGCAUUUAAAGGAACUAUUCGACGUGAUUGAUAUCAUGAGGUCUCCUCCCAAAAAGAAGUUCAAAACUGAAUUUCUCGAGAAGUGGGACCCACGUUUAGAACCCGAUGUUAUUGUCUACAAUUCCGUCCUUAAUGCUUGCGUUCGGCGAGAGAAAUGGGAAGGGGCUUUCUGGGUAUUACAGCAGCUAGGCCAACAAGGUCAACAUCCUUCUAGCACAACGUAUGGACUUGUUAUGGAGGUUAUGUUGGCAUGUGGCAAGUAUAACCUGGUUCACGACUUCUUCAAGAAAGUGCAGAAAUCAUAUAUACCAAAUGCUUUAAUAUAUAAAGUUCUUGUAAAUACAUUAUGGAAGGAAGGCAAAACCGACGAGGCAAUAAUGGCUGUUGAAGAAAUGGAGAACAGAGGAAUAGUUGGUAAUGCCGGUCUAUAUUAUGACCUCGCUCGUUGCCUUUGUAGUGCAGGCAGGUGCCACGAGGCAUUAAAACAAAUUGACAAGAUGUGUAAAGUGGCAAACAAACCACUUGUGGUAACUUACACGGGUUUAAUUCAAGCCUGUCUAGAAUCAGGCGACGUCGAAAGCGGGGCGUAUAUAUUUAAUCAUAUGAAGAAGUUCUGCUCGCCGAAUUUAGUAACGUGUAAUAUAAUGCUGAAAGGGUUUCUUGAUAAUGGUAUGUUUGAAGAAGCCAAACAGUUAUUCAUAAUGCUAUUGGAAAACAGCAAUUCCAUAAAACACGAAGAAGAUUAUAAAGUUAAGGUUAUACCCGAUAUAUAUUCAUUCAACACAAUGUUGGACGCAUGUGCCAUUGAGAAAAAAUGGGAAGAUCUCGAAUUUGUGUACGAACAAAUGCUGAGGUACGGUCACCACUUCAACGGAAAACGGCAUCUUCGGAUGAUACUAGACGCACGCCGUGCUGGAAAGGAGGAGCUAUUGGAGAUGACGUGGGAGCACUUGGUUGAAACGGGGCGGGACCCACCGCCUCUGAUAGUGACGGAGAUGUUUUGCGUGAGGCUUGAGCAGGGUGACUGUGCAGCUGCACUGUCUUACUUGGUCAACUUUGCUUAUGUGGAGUCGCAGGUUUUCUCUAGAAAGUCUUGGUCGAAAGUGUUGGUUGAAAAUGCGCACCGGUUUGAGGAACAUUCUCUUGAUGAGGUGGUGCGCGAGGGGAAUAUUCUUCUCGCCGGAAACGAGAACCUUGCGGUUCGGCAUCUGAUAGAAUCUUGUAAAGAAUUUCUAAGGGCAAAAAGGUCAUCAAAUGAAGUAGAAGUAGGUAGAAUAUUUCAAACUGAAGCUGCUCUUGUAUAAUUUUGUAAGAUUUUGUGAUGAUACUUUGUUUAAGAUUUUUUAUGAUUUUGGGCUUUAAUAUAAGAUGGCCGGGCCUGAAAUCAUUGGGCUUACAGGCGUGGUAAAGCCCGAAGCCCAUGGUAG
Erythranthe guttata (spotted monkey flower) is the source of this 2548-nucleotide messenger RNA. Its product is annotated as pentatricopeptide (PPR) repeat-containing protein. Gene Ontology annotation, cellular component: chloroplast. Gene Ontology annotation, biological process: chloroplast organization. Gene Ontology annotation, molecular function: protein binding. Lineage: Eukaryota; Viridiplantae; Streptophyta; Magnoliopsida; Lamiales; Phrymaceae. The record is from RefSeq and is a predicted model, not a curated record.